GUCGAUGACAGCACGAGCCUUCAAGGAGCAAAAUUCCAAACAAAGGCUGCCAAUAUUCGAUAUGGGUUUGUCUCAUUUCCUCUGUAAGUCCCAGGUGCAAGUGCCCAUGCUGCUGCUGUUUGCUGUGGAAUUAGAAAUCGGAUGAUCUCUUUGCCUGCGCUUUUGCUGUCUGUUGUGUCCUUGAAGCGGAAUGUACUAAGUGCCGGACGCCUCCUACUUCUACGUCUCCCUUACCAACAGAUCGCUUCCUUGCCCCUGAUCACCAUGGCCAAACGCAAGAGGUCAUCUAUAGCCAAUGUGCAGGGCAUAAUCCCUUCUCCCACGACGUUGCCGACGAAUGUGACUUCUGUAGCCUCUGGAAUGGUGCCCCCUACACCUGUUCGCCGAAUGAGCUCACGUCGAGCAUCCAACCAGGUCGCUCCAGCCCACAUCGACACGAAUCCCCUGACAAAUGAGUUGAUCAAGGAUGGCAAAGAUGCUCUCCGAGCAUCUCCAGACUCAGAGGAGCCAAGUCAAGGAAGAAGAAAGAAGACAAAGACUUCCCUGACGCAGGUUAAAACGGAGCUAGACGACACAGAAGUUGUGUCGUCGAAACCUGCCACACCUUCAAUGGAAGCCCCAAAACAGGAUGACAGCUUAAGCAGAGGGGAUCCAGAAGGCGAGGAAGAAGAUGAAGCAGAUCCUGAGGAACUCAAAGAAGCCAUUUCGCGACCGCCCCCUGUCAACAGUGGUUACCUGCCUCUACCAUGGAAAGGACGGUUAGGCUAUGCAUGCUUAAACACCUAUCUCCGAGCUUCCAAUCCUCCAGUCUUCUCAUCAAGAACAUGUCGCAUUGCAUCCAUUCUUGAACAUCGUCAUCCGCUAAAAGACCCUUCGCAACCGGAGCAUGCGACCAAGAAUCGGCCAGACAAAGAACAACCUGCAGACAUAGCCCGAGGUCAAGCCUAUGUGGAAGCCCUCGGUCUAGCUAAUGCCAAGGACAUCUCCAAAAUGCUUCGGUGGAACCACAAAUAUGGUAUUAAGUUUAUGCGAUUGUCGUCAGAAAUGUUCCCUUUUGCUAGCCACGAUGUCUACGGGUACAAACUCGCUCCAUUUGCCUCGGAAGCAUUAGCGGAAGCCGGUCGCGUGGCAGCCGAGCUAGGUCACCGUCUGACGACACACCCCGGCCAAUUCACUCAACUCGGCUCGCCUCGAAAAGAAGUCAUUACUGCAUCUUUCCGCGAUCUUGAGUACCACUGUGAGUUACUUGAUCUUCUCAAGUUGCCAGAACAACAAGACCGGGAUGCUGUAAUGAUUCUCCACAUGGGUGGGAUCUUCGGUGACAAAGGUGCCACCAUAGAGAGAUUCAAAGAGAACUACAAGAAGCUUCCGCAGAAGGUUAGGGGCCGUCUUGUUCUUGAGAAUGACGAUGUCUGCUAUAGCGUUCACGACCUGCUCCCGGUAUGCGAGGAGCUCAACAUUCCACUUGUUCUCGACUACCACCACCACAACAUCGUCUUCGAUGCAGACAAAAUCCGCGAAGGAACCUUGGACAUCAUGGACUUGUACCCUCGCAUCAAGGCGACCUGGACUCGAAAGGGUAUAACGCAGAAAAUGCACUAUUCGGAACCUACGCCGCCGGCGAUCACUGCUCGUCAACGCCGCAAACACAACCCGCGCGUCCUGACACUGCCCCCCUGUGAUCCUGAUAUGGACCUGAUGAUCGAAGCCAAGGACAAAGAACAGGCGGUGUUUGAACUCAUGCGGACAUUCAAGUUGCCGGGCUUUGACACGUUCAACGACAUCAUCCCACAUGUUCGCAAUGACGAGAACAAGCCUUGGAGACCACCAAAGAAGACCGCGAAGAAGACGCCAAAAAAGAAGAAAGCAAAGUCCGCAGAAGACCAAGUUGACGACGAUGAGCCUGAUGAUGCUGCAGAUGUUGAACCUGAACCACAGCCACCGCCAAUCGUUCCGGACGAAGAAGUCGGUAUGGGCGGACCAGAGGGUCGAGUGUACUGGCCGCCAGGCAUGGAGGAGUGGCUGCGUCCGAAGAAACGCGAAGUCAAGCCUCGCGACCCGGAAAAGGCCAAGACGACAGCAGAGCGAGCCGCGGCCCGCAGGGCGGAGAAGGCGGCGUGGCAGGCAACACAAGAGGCUGGAAAUGCCGCUGCUGCUGCUGCUGGUGGCAGUGCUUCAACAACCACGUCCCCGUCACAAGUCGCAAGUGGUGACACCGCGAGUUUCAAUCUCGAUCUUGGAAAGACGAAAUCUGUUUAUGACGUCGCAAAGGGCAAGAAACCGGCAAGGGCACCUCGUGCCGCUGCAGCUCCUGUUGGGAAGAUGCUGACAAAGAAGAGCGCCAAGUCGGUCCCCACGCCCACGCCCAGCGAGAGCGACUUGUCAGAGUUGAGCAACGAUGACGACGGCGGUGGAGGAAGCGAUGUCGACAUGCCUGAUUUGACUGAUGCCGAGGAAGCCGUUGUUGCUACGCCCGUGCUGAAGACUAAAAGGGCGGCUCCGACGCGCACGACGAGCAGGAGGAGCGCGAAGAGAAAGUAUGUGAACUAUGCCGAGGGGGAUGAUGAGGAAUGAAUGUAAUUCUAGAAAGAUAGAGGGCAUAAUAUAACUAGAAAUCAAGAGCAUCAUCUGCCUGAUCAUGCUCGAUUGACUGCCG
Exophiala oligosperma is the source of this 2656-nucleotide messenger RNA. RefSeq names its product UV damage endonuclease UvdE. Gene Ontology annotation, molecular function: endonuclease activity. The transcript has a single exon. The record is from RefSeq and is a predicted model, not a curated record. Bases 142 to 2574 code for a protein of 810 amino acids. Gene Ontology annotation, biological process: response to UV; nucleotide-excision repair; mitochondrial DNA repair. Gene Ontology annotation, cellular component: mitochondrion; nucleus. NCBI's taxonomy places the organism in Eukaryota, Fungi, Ascomycota, Eurotiomycetes, Chaetothyriales, Herpotrichiellaceae.